Molecule: messenger RNA, 1794 nt
Organism: Alternaria burnsii
Lineage: Eukaryota; Fungi; Ascomycota; Dothideomycetes; Pleosporales; Pleosporaceae
Product: chromatin assembly factor 1 subunit a
Exons: 2
Coding region: 1-1794 (597 amino acids)
Biological process (GO): nucleosome assembly
Cellular component (GO): CAF-1 complex; nucleus
Source: RefSeq, a predicted model, not a curated record
AUGGAGGACCCCACGCCCGUUGCGCCGGUGCCCCAGAAACGUCCACACGAGAACGACGACACUGAGCCUUCCAUCUCGACUCCAGUUAAACAGAUUCACUCAGAAGCCUCUUCACCCCUUUCAGUUCUUUCGGUCCAAACCCCGUCACCCCUCAAGAGCAGUGCUCCGAAUUCGAACGCCCCAGACAACAGCAAUGCUUCGGCCCCAACCACCUCCCAACCGGCCAAGAGACGGAAGCUUACCACACAAGAGAAAGAAGCUCAACGUCUAGAGAAGGAGGCUAAGGCUAAGGCACGAGAAGAGAGAAAAGCGCAAAAAGAGGCAGAGGAGAAGGUGAAGGCAGAGCAGAAGGCACAGAAGGAUGAAGAGAAGCGAAAGAAGAACGAAGAACGGGAUGAGAAGAAGCGUCUUAAAGAAGAGGAACAACAACGGAUAGAAGAAGAAAAGGCAAAGAAGGCACGGUCUCAAAUGAAGCUUAAUGCUUUCUUCGUGAAGCCAAAGGCGGGGACCAGCUCAGGACAGACCGUGGUAGCUUCAUCCCAGAACCUCACUGCUUCAUCUGUAUCUUUAACAAGCACAUCUGGAGUCGAUACUAAUUUGGCACCUCCAUCACCACAGAAGACCAUUGUUAAGAACGCACAGUCAGACUACGAGCGAUACUUCUUACCAUUCAACCUUCCUCCGCACACGAUCCUUGCGUCCACAAAUCCCCUGCUAGACGACCCGGAACGGUUGGAGACUGCCCGAACACGGCUAGAAAACAUUAUCACGCAGAAGAGUACUAGUACUGAGACCAUCACACGAGAGACAUUGUUAUCUUCUCUUCCAAGACGAGACCAGCUGACCCGCAAGACGGCAACCAUCACGGAAGUCAUCGAGCGUGUAAAUGGCUCAUCAGAUCAACCCAUUGGCCUGACUGCGGACAAAGGCCCGUUGGAGUUGCUCAAGGACAUUCCUAUGAAGUACAUUCACUUUUGCAAGGAUGUACGUCCGCCGUAUUACGGUACAUAUACCAGGCCAUACACUGAUAUGGAGGCUUCUCGGCUCGCACGAAAUCCUCUCGCCAGGGUUCGGCAGGACACAGACUACGAUUACGACUCUGAGGCGGAGUGGGAGGAGCCUGAGGAAGGAGAAGAUCUGGACUCCGACGGGGAGGAUGAUAACGAAGAUGAGGCGGAAGACGACAUGGACGGUUUCCUCGAUGAUGAGGAAGACCCACAACUCAAACGACGACUCAUUAGUGGUGAUUUGGUUCCCGUGAGCACCGGCUUGUGCUGGGAGGACGCAGACCGAGUGUCCAGGUUGAACGAUGGUUCCGAUGCCAUAUGUACCGACUUCAAGGAUUUCAGGAUGGGUUUCCUGUUGGACUCGCAAAUGAGCUCAAUUGACCCGUUCUCCACGGCAUACUGGGCUCCAGACCCUGCGACAGCUUCUGCUACUGCCAAUGCUACGAAGAAAGACGGCUCUGCCAAUAGCGCUAUGAACCCGCCUCGAGCGCCUCUGGUUCAACGCUCCAUGAACGGCUUGCUUAACACGUUGAAUGGUCCGCAGAAAUCCGCUGCAGCUACUCCGACUAAGCCUGCGAAAGCCAAACGACUGGUACCCACUGAGCAGCUGCCGGCUUUCAAGGCUGAGAUUGAAGGUAAAGAUUUGACCAAGAUUGGUAUGAUCGAGGCGCUGAAGAAGGCGUUUCCAAAGUUGCCCAAGGAUGCUAUCAGCAAUACCUUGAGCGUAGUCGCUGCAAGGGUAGGCCCCACCGAGAAGGAGAAGAGAUGGGUGCUUGUCAACACCUGA